This is a messenger RNA of Naegleria gruberi, 2907 nucleotides long. RefSeq lists its product as uncharacterized. NCBI's taxonomy places the organism in Eukaryota, Heterolobosea, Eutetramitea, Acrasida, Naegleriidae. The coding region runs from base 1 to 2907 and encodes 968 amino acids. The transcript is spliced from 4 exons. Gene Ontology annotation, cellular component: membrane. The record is from RefSeq and is a predicted model, not a curated record. Gene Ontology annotation, molecular function: nucleotide binding; P-type transmembrane transporter activity.
AUGAGAAAAUCAACACAAAAUAAUCAACUAUCUGUACCACUACUAGAAGUGGAUAUUAAUAAUGGAAACAAUGACAACAUUAAUAAUAAUAAUAAUGGAAGAAGUGCUUCUACACUCUCCGUUAAAAGAAGAAACACUUCACCAACCAACACCACCAUAGUAAAUGAUCAUUUACCAUCAUCAACCUCUGUACCCUAUUAUUAUGAAUCAGCCUUAGGAUCAUUUAAACAACAACAAAAUAAUGAUACAACAUUUAAACAUCAAUCCAUGACAACUAAUCCAAGUACAUUAUCUUUAAAUAAUAUGACUAUAACAAUACAACAAUAUAUUUAUGGAUUUAUUCAUGCUGUUUGUGUUUUUUUAACUUUUAUUUGUGCUAUUAAAGUACAUCCCUAUAGACAUAUUUCUAAAAAAGUUAAAAAGGAAUUAUCUCUAUCUUAUGAAUAUACAAGUGAAAUUAGAGUUUUAAGAGAUGGUCAAAUUUAUAUGGUUGGAAGCAGUAAUUUAGUACCAGGUGAUGUUAUCAUUUUAAAUAAUGUUACUACCAUUCCAUGUGAUUGUAUUUUAUUAUCAACAAAUUCACACAUUUUAUGUGAUGAAUCUUCUUUAACUGGUGAUACUGAACUUUCACAUAAAAUACCUUUAUUUAAUAAUGUGAAUAUGAAUAUGAAUAAUAAUAUGAAUAAUGGUAAUAUGAAUAAUAACAUGAAUAAUAAUAAGAAUGUUACUGGACAAACAACUAUUGAUCAAUAUAAUGUUCUUGUGGGUGGUACUCGUAUUGUACGUGAAAAACAAACUGCUACUACUACUACUACUAAUAAUAAUAUUAAUAAUAACAGCAACAAUACAAAUGAUAAUAGUACUACUACCAUUCAUCAAUCUAAUACUACAACUAUCAAUAAUAAUAAUAAUAAUUCAAAUAGUAGUAAUAAUAAUGAAGAAGGACAAUUAAUUAAAGCACUUGUUAUUAAAACAGGAUUUCAUACAGUGAAAGGUAAAAUUAUUCGUAAUAUUUUAUUAACAUCAUGUCAUAAUUUACAUACAAAAUUUGAUAAAGAUUCAAAUACAAAUAUUUUAAUAGGAGAUGUAAUUGAUCAAUCAAUGUUAGAAUUUACAAAAUAUGAAUUAAAAAGAUCAAUUCAAGAUUCAAAUUUAUUUACAUUAAUACCUCCAAAUAUAUUUAGUGAAAGAGGUACAUUACAAGUUUUAAAAAAUUAUCCAUUCACAUCUGAAUUACAAAGACAAUCUGUUCUAGUUAAUAAUUUUACAAAUUAUAUUAUUUAUUGUAAAGGUAGUCCAUCAAGUAUUAAAUCUCUAUGUAAAAAUAUACCACAAGAUUAUGAUCAAGUUGUUAAACAUUAUGGUUUACAAGGUUUUAAAAUUCUAGCCAUGUCAAUGAAAAUUAUUAAUAAUUCUGAUUUUUAUAAGAAUUUUAAUUCAAUUAAUUUUGAAAAUAGAAAUGAAAUUGAAAAUAAUUUGGAAUUUAUUGGUUUUAUUUUAUUAAAAAAUAACAUGUAUAAUUUUGUACAAUCUGAAAUUAAACAAUUAGAAGAUGGUCAUUUUAUUAAAUCUAAAAUGAUUACAGGUGAUAAUAUUUAUACUAGUUUAUACACUGCUAAAGAAUGUGGUAUGAUUGAUUCAGAUAUUCAACAAGUUUAUUGUGCUUUUUAUGAAAAUAAUUCAAUAGAAUGGAAAUGUUUAAAUAUUUCUAAUUUUGAUUAUGGUAAAUUAACAAGUAUUAAAACAUCUAAAUUUACAACUACUACUUCUAAUAAUGAAAUGACUAGUAAUAACAAUGGAACAAUAGAAGAAGAAGAAGAAGAAGAAGAUGAAGAAGAUGAUUCUAAUAUAAUGGAGCAUAAUACUGUUAAAUCUAAAAACAAAUUUAAAAGUAUUAUGAAUAGUGUAUCUUCAAGUCAUAAUCAAAAAAAGAUUGCACUUGCAAUGACAGGUGAAGCAUUUCAUUACUUAAGAAAUCAAUUAAUUUCAAAUAUUUAUCAUACACAUGAUGAAUUAUUACCUUAUUAUUCACAAUUAUUAUGUUUAUGUCAUAUUUAUACAGAAAUGUCUCCAAAUCAAAAGGGAAAUUUAGUUUCAGAUUUUAGACAAUAUUUAAAUUAUAUUGUUUGUAUGAUUGGUGAUGGAAGUAAUGAUUCAAUUGCAAUGAAUUGUUCUGAUGCUUCUCUUUUCAUUUCUAAACAAUUUAAUAAUUCAACUAAUAUUAUUUCUAAUAAUAAUAAUAGCAAUUCAAAACGUUCAAAUUAUGAACAUUCAUAUGCUGCUCAAUUCACUGUUCCAUUGGAUUAUAUUAUUGGUCAAUCAUCAUCUUUAAAAAAAUCAAAACAUUCAAAGAAGAAGAAGAAUGUAACAUCAUCUUUAUCCAUUAAUAAUGAAUUGACCAUAAUGAAUACAAAUAGUAAUAGUAAUAAUAAUAAUGAAUAUUCUGAUACUUAUUAUCAUCGUUUCCAAGAUGAAAAUGAAAAAUCAAAUACAACUAAUAUUAACAAUUCAAAUAAUUCAAAUAAUUCAAAUAAUAUUCAUAAUAUUCAUACUACAUCCUCUCUUAACAAUUCAACAAGUGAAGGUAAAGAUUCAAUUGCUAAUUAUGAAGCCUAUGUUAAAACAGGUGGUGUUGAUUAUAUUGAAACUGAUCAAUAUGCAGUUCAAUAUAAGAAUUAUGUUUUAUUGAAGGUUUUUAUUUUAUGUGUUUUAAUUUUAAAUAUUUUUAUUACUUUUGCAAUUGAAUGUGCUUCUAUUUUACUUUACAAGUUUUACAAAUUUAUUAGAAAUUCAAAGUUUAAACAUUCUGCAAUUACUUGGAAAAAGUGUGUUCAUUCAUUUGUAUUUGAUCAGGAAAAUAAUGAUAUUGUAAUUCCUUAUUUUACAACUAAAUUUAAACAUGAAUAA